GAAAUAUAACACACGUCCUGUGUAUGUCGAGAUAUAAUGCUAGAUCAAUAGCUAGUUUAAUACGUACAUGGCUGAUGUGGCGUUUUUAAAAGUUAAAUAGCCCCCUCAUAGCUUUCAAUCAAAAGGUUAUUCUACAAUAGCAAUACGUUAACCCCUAAAUACUAUUAAACCCAUCUAAAGCAGUUAGAAGCUGGAUUGCAGCACCUCCACACCGGAGUGAGCCGACCGGGUGUGACGGACGCCCACGGACCGAGCAGCGUGGUCGCGUUUCCCGGUCUGCCUCGCGGUUCCUCAACGUGGCACCGGACGGGCUGUUCUCUAACGACUUCUCUCUGGCCCCGAGGCGUGACUGCGUGGACCCUCGGCUUCUUUCAGGGUAAAAAAUAAUAAUAAUUAAAUAGAAAAUUGACAGCUCAGUAGUAGUUCUUCUUUCAAAUCCAAUAGUUCUACUGCUGCACCGUGCUGGACGGAUCUGCCGCACAGGAUAUAUGUUCGGUAAAGGUGCGAAGCGGAAGCUGGACGAGGAUGAAGAGGGGCUGGAAGGCAAAACGCUGGAGGCGCCGGUGGCGGCGGGGCUGCUGGGCGCCGUGCCGGAGGGCCUGUCCAAGGUGUCGUACACCCUGCAGCGGCAGACCAUCUUCAACAUCUCCCUGAUGAAGCUGUACAGCCAGCGGCCGCUCGGCGAGCCGCGCCUGGAGCGCCGCGUCCUCAUCAACAACAUGCUGCGCCGCAUCCAGGACGAGCUCAAGCAGGAGGGCUCGCUGCGGCCGCUGCUGCUGCCGCCCUCGCCGCCGCCCGACGACCCCAUGGACGAGGGUUUCCGCGAGGCCCCGCCCUCCUUCGGCGGCCUGUCCGCCGCGGCGCAGCCGUCCCAACCGUCGGCGCUGCUGAUGCCGGCGGUCGUCCCGCCGCCUUCCCCCCACCCUAUGGCGCCCCAGGCCUGCCCCGCCCCUCUGGAAUCCCGCCCCGCCCCUCUGGAAUCCUGCCUGACUCCCGCCUCUUUGCUGGAGGAGGACGGCGGGGAUUCGGCCUUUUGUAGUCCAUCCCCGCCCACUCCUCCUCUGUCGCCUGCCUCGGCGCUGCCCCCGCCGUUACCUUCGGCCCCCAAGGGCCCGGCGCCGGCCUCGUCCAGCGGCGACCCCCCCCCCGUUCUGAGUGACAUGGAGUUGGAUCCUCCCACAGCCAUAACAAGGACAGCAGCAGCUAAUACUAGGACCGUGACUACCUCCCCGGCUCUCACGCCACUCACCCAGCCCCCCCACCUGCAGCCCGCGGGCCCCCUGCGAGACAGCAGGACCACGGGUGCUAAACCAGAGGCAGCUGGCGUCUUGCUAGCGGAAGCCCGCUGCGGCGAGCUCCGGCCACUGGACGCUCCUCCCCCCGCUGGCUUAGGAGACAUUUCCCCCACCUCUCCCUCGCCCUCCUCCCCCUCGGGGUUUCUCUCAGACUUGGCGCUGGACGACGUCCUGUUCGCCGACAUCGACACGUCCAUGUAUGACUUUGACCCCUGCACGACAGCGGGGGCCGUGGGCGCGGCGGCGGGCGGGGGCCUCACCAAGCUGCCGCCCAUGGUGACGGCGGACGACCUCCUCAAGUCUCUGGCGUCGCCGUACAGCGGCCCCGCCCCCCAGGUCUCAGCCAAUCAGCCUUUCAAAAUCGAUCUGACGGAACUAGACCACAUCAUGGAGGUGCUGGUGGGAUCGUGACUGGCGGACACCAGAAACACACAAACUAUUUAACACCAGGCGGACUGGCGAUGAACUUUUGGGCGUCUUUCCUGGUCGUUUUCUUUAUUUCCUUUUUUUUUUUUACUCUCUUUGAAGGUCGAUAAUUGUAAACAUCGAUGGUGAUGUCAAUUAGUACUACUAUGACAACUACUACUACACAACACUGUGCACUGUGCUCGCCUUUCCAAAUAUGGAAAUGAAGUAACUGGGAAACAAAGACACACGCACAGGUUUCUAUUCCUAUACUUGUGAGGACCUUCUUUUGGCUCUAAUUGCCUCAUUCUGAUUUUAAACUGAGUUUUAAACUUUUACCUGAACCGAAGCCUUAACCCUGUAAAUAGAAACCUAUGAGGACCGGCAGAUUGUCCUAACUUUGGGGUAUUUUUGCAAUCAUUCUAUUGCUGUGAGGACAGUUACCCCUCACACGUAUAGUAAUACAACUGAACACACACAAAACACACUGAAUUCAUGGCUUUUUAGCAGAUGAGUGCCUUUCAAAAUGACCACUUCUUCAAUUCCUGUUUUUACGGUAUUUUCUUUUCACAUUUAUUUUCUCGCGUUUUUUUAUUUAUUGUAUUGCGUUCAAACUAUUAAGUAAGGUAAUUUCUGAUGAUCUUUAUCUAAUUAUAGAUGCUAUGUUUUUAUGUGUAAAGCGAGCAUCAAACAAGGUAUUUAACGAGAAACACGCCGUUUUGCUGCAUCACAUUUUAGCUUUGCUUUCUAACCGUGUUUAGGGAACGUCUCUAAAGCCCCAAACGACGCCACGAUGAGGACACGUUGUUCAGCCUGUACACCUCACGUCUAUGAACUCAGUACACUUUUUUGUUUGUUUUACAUGAGCCCAAACUGCGCACUAGUCGGCACGCGCCAGUAACCGUAGAAAUUCAAAUGAGCUCCGCCCACAGGAGAGCUCGUUGUGUUUACAUUGGGAGCGGCGAGUCGAGCCGCCGCCGCCACAACCACCAACAACUCUUCAGGCUCAAGUCAACUGUUGCACGUCACUUCUCAGACAAAACAAAAUUUUCUCUUUGGGUUUUGGCAUGAGUGGCAGACAAACUACUGCUCAGCAUGCAGUACUACACAAAACACACACACACACGCAGUGUGUUUACUCAUUUGGCGAUAGGAUGUCAGUGUUGCUCCUGAACAGUUGUUGGGUGUGGAUUUUCUUUUUUACAACACAAACCACAACGCUAUCGUGAUACCUCGACGAUGCAGAAGACCCGCCUUUGUCUCAUAACGACAAACCGGUUUAUGCCGCAAAAAGACAUGUUUUGUUUGUUUUUGCCAGCAGAUCACACACACACACACACACACACGUGCACACACACAGUUUUAAAGACAACAGAACUACUCAUUAAUCCUUCCUUUUAUAUGGUAUGCAUUGAAGUUAGAAAUAAUCCUGUUUACACAAAUGUCCCUUUACCUUUUUAAAAGCACGUUACUGUUCUUUUUCACAAUUUGUUAUAUAAACGUCUCCAUUCGACACAUGACUUUUAACGUUAAAAAAGGGGAUCCAACCUGCCGGCGUGGAGGCGAAAGGAUCCACAGCUCAGCGUUUGUACUAUUGUCACAUAAUCUAGCCACAACUUGCACACGGCCCACGCAGGAAGACCUCCCGUCUCCUCCGUGCACGCAGCGGCCGCACUGGUUACAGGCGUCUUCGGGGUGCAGAGACGCGACGUGCGUUUGGGGGCGAUGCACCUGAAAUGCCUUUCGGUGCAUCCGCGAAUACGACGCAGUCGGGUUACAACUCAAAGUUUAAAGGAACAAUCCACCCUGGGGUACUUUAACGCAUCACCAACCGUUAUUGCUCCAUCUCAUGCAGCACUGUCUGUGUGCUGGCGUGUCGUAAAUCAUCUCAAGGCUACUUCUGGUGAAAUGGGAUGCUGCCGCGUCCUCUCCCCUCCUCGUUGUGUAGAACUGUCCGAUAUCAAAGGAAUAUGGUUGUGCUUUUUGCCAACAACCAGACGCUUCUCCUGGAAAAUGUAUUUUCCACACAUCAAAAUUACACAGUGGGAAACGUGCUUUGGGUUUUUUUGAGUUUGGUUAUGUUUGGACACAUUUCCAAGCCUUUCAAAACAUUCACAGGAAUAAUACAAGUCUGUUGGGAGAGGGGUGAAGUUGUAUGGGAACGUCAUUUUCUAGGAGAACGUGUUGGGGCAUCAGAGCGAGCUGGCAACAAAACAUACGACUCGUUAUUGUUCAGACGUUCUGUCCCAUCGUUUCAUAGUCACUUUGACACGGAGAGAGACAGCGGCGAGAUGCCACAGGGUGGAUGUCCUUCUAAAAGUAGUCCCCUCCGAAGGACGCAACCGACCAGUAACACCUCUGCGCCCGCCAGCCGCGCUGCGCAGGGAAGCCGUAUGUCUGUAUUUUAUUUUCGAGCACAGGUCCCAGCUGGCGGGACGGGAGCGCGUUACGUCUGACUCAUCGGUUAGGCGACGGGUCGGAGGCGGUGGAAACCUGCGCCGCGAGAAGGUCAUAGGCUUCCCAGCAUGCAUUUCACCUCCGCCAGUGCACAAGCCGCGUGAGCCGGUCAGAGCGACGCAGCGACUGAUAAGUUUGACGUUUGACGACUGUCAUGUUUGAAUUUUGAAGUGCUUGGUUUUUUUUCUGUCAAUGAAGUUAUUUAUUCAUGUUGUCUUUUUCUUCUCUGUGUAAAUAUAUUUAUUUUUGAGGUGAAGUGAAAAUUUGUAUUGUAAAUGUGUGUACAGAAUGUAUCAGAUAGGAAUGUAUCUGGGAAUGGAAUUAUGGGUGGAAGCCAUUUUUAUAUAUAGAUAUACAUACAUACAUCUUUGUAUAUUUAAAUAUUGAUGUAUAGAUAUAUACCUAUAUAUGUAUACAUAUAGUUCUAUUAUCUUUUAAUGUUUGUUGCUUUGAUUUUUGUGGGGUGGCGCCCACGACUUUUUACACUUUUUUUGUACUUUUUCUUUUUUUUGUUCAGCGUUUUUUUUUUUUUUUUAAACCCCCACUUGUGAAGGCGAACAGUUCAUGC
This is a messenger RNA of Gasterosteus aculeatus aculeatus (three-spined stickleback), 4725 nucleotides long. Its product is annotated as SERTA domain-containing protein 2. The record is from RefSeq and is a predicted model, not a curated record. Gene Ontology annotation, molecular function: transcription regulator activity. NCBI's taxonomy places the organism in Eukaryota, Metazoa, Chordata, Actinopteri, Perciformes, Gasterosteidae. Gene Ontology annotation, cellular component: nucleus.